Messenger RNA from Aspergillus alliaceus, 3930 nucleotides. RefSeq names its product guanine nucleotide exchange factor. The transcript is spliced from 3 exons. Gene Ontology annotation, cellular component: plasma membrane. The record is from RefSeq and is a predicted model, not a curated record. NCBI's taxonomy places the organism in Eukaryota, Fungi, Ascomycota, Eurotiomycetes, Eurotiales, Aspergillaceae. Gene Ontology annotation, biological process: Ras protein signal transduction; positive regulation of GTPase activity. Gene Ontology annotation, molecular function: guanyl-nucleotide exchange factor activity; protein binding. Bases 341 to 3781 code for a protein of 1146 amino acids.
GGCCCUUCUAUUGUUUCCUUUUUCUCCUAGCCUUCUUCCAAAUUCCCCGUGCUCGUGCUCGUCAACUAUCAUCCAUUCCACCCUCGUUUUGAUCCUGGAUCAGGAACGUGCUCUAGUAUCAAGGAUUGAUGCGAUCUAUCACGGCGAGUGACUGAGUGUUCGCCAUUUGGUUGUCGUUUUCUGCAUACGUAUCGAGACCCGAUUCUUGUGAUUACCGUAUUUCGCCACUGAGGAUGUUCACUGAGUCUUCUCUUUCAUAAUCUGCGGUCAGUGACCCUGCGUCCGGCUAGACCAACUGGAAGAGAAUCAUAUCCAGAACUCGAAUUCGAACUCGGAAGACAUGGAACCAAUGAAGCCACACAUUGCGCCGCUGAAGAUCGAAAAGGGAAACUCCAACUUCCACUCCAAUCGCUUCUAUUCUACCGAACAUAAUCAGAUGACACCUCCUUUAACACCAUCCAACACCAACAACGACAAUAACAGCAUGGAUCAAACGGAAACUCCGCGAGCCGUCUUCCAUAACUACCUGCGCGCUUUCUACCCUUUUCACCCACCAGGCGAUGUAUCACCCGCUACCAUCACACUACCAUUGGAUCAAGGGGACAUUAUAUUAGUGCAUUCGGUUCACACCAAUGGAUGGGCAGAUGGCACUUUAUUAGAUACCGGUGCCCGGGGCUGGCUACCCACUAACUAUUGCGAGGCUUAUGAUCAGUUACCAAUGCGUCCGCUCCUGAAAGCGUUGACCGACUUCUGGGACAUUAUCCAGGGAGGAUGCGGUUUCCCUCUGCGCGAAUUUUGCAACCAGGACACCGUGAAGGGGCUGAUCGCUGGGGUGCGCUUUCUAUUAGAAAAAUCCGAGUGUCUCACUCGCGACUCCGUUCUGGUAAAAAGCCACGAUGGCCUGCGCAGGAACCGCAAAGCCUUGCUCGCAGAUCUUUCUUCCUUAGUCCGGACGACGAAGAAAUGCCAGGAAAUGCCCAGUAGCAGUAACGGCACAGAUGAUGAAGUGUACAUGAUGGACGAGAUGCUGCUGAAGGCGUUCCGAAUUGUGACUCGCGGUGUUCGAUUCCUCGAUAUAUGGAACGAGGAAGUAGGUCUGAGCAGGACCAUCGCCGAGCUUGGACAAAUAACACAUUUUGACAUUCCCCCGACUCCCAUGUCUGACACAUUUUCAUCGGAGGCCGAUACGGAGCGGGGUGAAUCCAGACUGCUGAACCGCAGCCGGUUGGAUAUGAGUCGCGCAUCUAAUCGAACGGAUACGAUAGAUGCCCAGCCACAUCGCCCCGUGUCCGUGUCCACCAAGCGGAUCUCCCACAGAGUGUCUUGCUCAGCGCCUGCUGCGGCAUCCCGAAACCCGAACCUAGCUUCGGAAAGGUUGAACGCCACGUACGACGCUUUUCUGGGAGUGCUAGGCUCGUUCAUCGGACUUCAUCUGCAGUCACGUCCCUCAACAGAGCUGGUCGUUACCACGGAACAGGCGGUGCGGUCUUGUCGAGGUUUGCUGACUGUCGUCGAGGCAGUGUGUGAGCAUGAUCCGCAGGGAAGCGGGCUUCUAGAGCAAGCCCGGGACACAAUGUAUGAGCGACUUUCAGAGCUUGUUUAUGCGGCUCGGGAUGCCUUCCGUCCCGCCCACUCUGCCGAUGACGAGCUUAUCUUCAUGCCGGAUGAAGGUAAACGUCUUGUUGACGCUGCUACCGACUGUGUCAGGAGUGCAGGAAACUGCUUGGCGAAAGCUCGGUGGAUGUUGGAGCAGAGUGGCGAUUUUGAGCUUGAAGCGAUACCCCAGGACUCCAGUGCUGCCACUGAUGCCCAGAGUACACCGAUUCCAAAGCGUACAGGGAGUCUUGCAGGUGAUCAGAAAGAAGUAUCUUUGCGUCUCCCUCCUCCCCCGCUUGAAAUCCCUACCAAGAAGGGUCAACGCGACUCCGCUUCUACUCCGGGCCUCACAGAUGCUACCACUCCGUCUUCCUUCUACUCUCGUGUAUUGGCUACCCCAACCUCUGACAAUGUCGAUCAUUCUCCAGCUGUGCUCUCCUCUAACGUGGACAAAACGUUUACCUCACCCAUCCAUGACACCCAUGUCGAAGAUAGCAUGCUGUGCCGUGACAGUCAUCCGAAAUCUGAAGUCAGCGAGUCCUUCGGCCGGGGAAUCACCAGCACUGGAAGUAGCUUCACGUACAACAGCCACCUGCGUGAUUCUGAAAUGAGUGGGGUAUCCCAGACUUCCACCCGAGCCACGUCUCCGGACAUUUGCAACAGCUACCAAGCACCAUCGCUUCAUGGAAGUGCCAGCCACUCGACUUUGGCUGAGGAGAACGAGGAGACGGAAGCCAACAUCUUAGAGAAGACGUUCGCGCAUGAAUUGAUCUUCAAAGACGGACAGGUAAUGGGUGGCAGCCUUCGUGCUUUGGUGGAGAAGCUCACAGCCCAUGGAUCGACCCCUGACGCUAUGUUCGUCUCCGCCUUCUACCUCACUUUCCGUCUCUUCGCGACUCCGAUGGAAUUUGCAGAGACCCUUGUUGACCGGUUCAACUACAUUGGCGACACGCCUCGCGCUGCGGGUCCCGUUCGCCUUCGCGUCUACAACGUAUUCAAGGGCUGGCUCGAGUCUCACUGGCGGCAUGACUGUGACAAUUUGGCGCUGGACUACAUAAUGGCCUUUGCUAACACCACAUUAAUGCACAGCCUGCCGUCUGCCGGCAAGCGCCUGGGAGAGCUUGCGGAGAAGGUUUCUGCGGUCCAUGGUCCGGUGGUGCCCCGGUUGGUUUCUUCGAUGGGAAAGACAAACACCGCGACUGCGCAAUAUGUACACCCCGAUGCCCCGAUGCCACCACCCAUCCUUGGAAAGAAGGAGAACAAUCUUCUUAGACAAUGGAAGAACGGCGAGGGUAGUCUCAGUAUUUUGGACUUUGACCCGAUGGAACUCGCCCGACAAUUUACCAUCAAGGAAUCCCGCAUCUUUUGCUCCAUCCUCCCCGAGGAGCUUCUGGCAACAGAGUGGAUGAAAAAAUCCGCAUCCUUGGCUGUGAAUGUCCGCGCAAUGUCUACUUUGUCCACGGAUCUAGCACACCUAGUGGCUGACUCCAUCCUCCAGCUGGAGGAGCCUAAAAAGCGGGCAGCUACAAUCAAACACUGGGUGAAGAUUGCCAACAAGUGCCUGGAACUCGACAACUACGACACACUGAUGGCCAUCAUCUGCUCCCUGAACUCAUCGAUGAUCUCCCGUCUUAAGCGGACCUGGGAAAUCGUAUCACAAAAGACCAAGGCAACGCUUGAGUACCUUCGCGGCGUUGUUGAUGUAUCGCGGAACUAUGCAGUUCUGAGACAACGACUCCAGAACCGCAUUCCUCCCUGCUUGCCUUUUGUCGGUACAUACCUGACCGACCUCACCUUCGUGGAUCAUGGAAACCAGCCCUUGCGCAGCCUCCCUACCGAAGACGGUGAGAUGGCAGUGAUCAACUUCGACAAGCACAUGAAGACAGCUAGGAUCAUUAGCGAACUCCAGAGGUUUCAGAUCCCGUAUCGGCUGAGUGAAGUACCGGAAUUGCAAGCCUGGAUGCAAAACGAGUUGAUCCGGGUGCGAUCGAACGGUGAGAAGAGUAUGCAAACAUUCUAUCGCCGAUCGUUGGUGCUGGAGCCGCGCGACCCGCCCCCAACCGCACGCUCGAAUACUCAGCCCGAGUCAAGCGCAUCGUCUAUCCUGGAGAACGCCAAGGACAAAUUUGACUUCCUGUCUUGGACACAUCCUUCCAAAGCCAAGUCAGUGGCGACUAACGGUUGAAUCGCUUUCGUCGGUGAUAUGUGGCCACUAUUAUGAUUUACGACAGUUACAUUUUUUGAUCAUGUUUUACGGCGUUCCAAUAUUUUAUCAUUAUUACCUUAUUUUUCGUCCAGUUUACUAUGGAUAUCCCAUUUCACUUUCGGGCGGCA